GCGUGGGCCCCGGCGAGUGCACUCCUCAGCCAAUCAGCGGCCUGCCCGGCCGGUGGAUUCGGUUACAAGCCCAAGAUCACCCCAUACUCAAGCCUCCUUCCUCCUCCUCCGGCAGCUCCAUUCAUUGGCCCCGCUGCACUGGGCCUGCUGGACUCCGCUUCCGUUCCACCGCUCAGCUGCCGCCUCGUGGGACCGUCAGAGGCAGGCAUCCCAAGGGCUUUGUUUGACUGGAUUGGACCAGGUCAGAAUGAGGGGUCUGGCAGUGCUGUUGGGAGUGCUAGGCUUCCUGGGAGUGGCUCUGGGGAGCUCCCCUACCCUUCUCUGGGACAGCACCUCCUGCCACUUGGUCAGACCUAUCCCUGGCAGCCCCCUGGGCUCCCUGAGCUUUCUGGGCAAGGAUGCCCAGGGACUGGCUCUGUUCCACGCCCGCUGGGAUGCGCACAGGAGGCUGCAGGCAUGUAGCCAGCAGGAUGAGCCGGAGCUCACUGCAGAUUUUAGUGCCCUCUGUAGUCAUGAGACCACCCAGGAUGCCUUCAUCCACACCCCUGGACCUGAGCUGCAGAAAGCACUGGCCACCCUUCAAAGUCAGUGGGAGGCCUGCCGAGGGCUUGAGGAGGGUCCAGCUGGGGCCAGGGAGAAGCGAGCAGCAGGGCAGAAUGGAGCACCUGGCAGAGGGCAUCCCCGAGUGAAGAGAGGCUGGACGAUGCCUGGCACACUGUGGUGUGGAGUUGGGAACUCCGCUGGGAAUUCUUCAGAGUUAGGGGUCUUCCAAGGUCCUGAUUUCUGCUGCCGGGAACACGACCGCUGUCCACAGAACAUCUCACCCUUACAGUACAACUAUGGCAUCCGAAACUACCGAUUCCACACCAUUUCCCACUGUGACUGUGAUGCCAGGUUCCAGCAAUGCUUGAAGAACCAGCGCGACUCCAUCUCAGACAUCAUGGGUGUGGCCUUCUUCAACGUGCUGCAGAUCCCCUGCUUUGUGCUGGAGGAGCAGGAGGCGUGCGUGGCGUGGUACUGGUGGGGCGGGUGUAGGACAUAUGGCUCUGUGCCCCUCGCUCGCCUCCAGCCCAGGACCCUCUACAAUGCCUCUUGGAGCUCCCUGGCCACCUCCCUAGCUCCCAGCCCCCAGAGCCCUACUAAGUCUCAAUGGAAGCAGCACCCUCAGAAGUGGCCUUCACAGCGGAAAGGGUCCAAGCACUCCAGCAAAGCCAACAUCACAGCCCUCCAGGCUCCUCUGGUCUCCCACAGCCCUGAUGUGGCCCCCACAGCCCAGCUGGAGGUCCCCCAUCCAGACCUCCAGGACUCACAGGGUGGCUUAAAACCUCAAGGUGCCCGCCGGGCCUGCCGCAGCUUCCGCCACCUGGGCCAGUGUGAGCACCAGAUUGGGCCCCAGGAAACCAGGUUCCAUCUGCUCAACAGCGCCCAUGAGCCCCUCUUCCACUGCAACUGCACACGCCGUCUGGCUCGCUUCCUGAGGCUCCACAGCCUACCUGCGGGCGCCAACAUGCUUUGGGAGAAGCUGGGCAGGACCUGCUUCAAGUUUACCUCUCUACCGGACUGUGCUGAAGGCAAAAACUGUUCCAGAGACCCAAGGGCCAUCGAGGUGUCAGCUCGGCACUUGCGGAGACUUCAGCAGAGGCGACCCCAGCUCCAGGAUAAAGGCACAGAUAAGGGGCCGGCAUGGCUUCUGGAGCAUCCAAGGGCCCCCAUGUCAUUCUAUGACCAGUGUCUGCAGCUAACUCAGGCAGCCCAGAGACCCGAUGGGCAGCAGAAAUUCUGGAGCCAGUGACUUCAGUUCCAGCUUUCCAGUGCACCAGUCUGGACCUUGCCCGUGGCUUUGCCAGGACCUGGGAUUCUCAGCCUCCUCUUAAUGGGUUAGACUAAAACAUGGCAGAGGUUCUUGUGGACAUUUAGGUGGCUAGAUGGUGAG
Carlito syrichta (Philippine tarsier) is the source of this 1933-nucleotide messenger RNA. It is a transcript of the gene PLA2G3, whose product is annotated as phospholipase A2 group III. Lineage: Eukaryota; Metazoa; Chordata; Mammalia; Primates; Tarsiidae. Gene Ontology annotation, biological process: phospholipid metabolic process; arachidonate secretion. Gene Ontology annotation, molecular function: A2-type glycerophospholipase activity. The record is from RefSeq and is a predicted model, not a curated record. The transcript is spliced from 7 exons. The coding region runs from base 248 to 1792 and encodes 514 amino acids.